UGUACAUAGAAGACAAUGACAUUAUUUAUUGGUAUUAUCUACAGAUUAUGAAUUUUUUUAUAGCAUUCAUCGUAGGCUCCAACCACAAUCUCCGGCCGGCACUGAUUUUUCAGUCUUUUACUUGGAAAAAGAGAGGUGAUACUCCACUAUUACUUUUCUCCUUCCUCAUCUUCUCUCCACCUCUCCAACUCCAAUCCAUCACCUGUUUUCUCCAUGGAUUGUGUAAGCCCCAUCCUGGAUGUCGCCACUCGCUUGUGGGAUUGCACUGCUAAGCGUGCUGUUUACAUCCGUCAUCUCCCACAAAAUCUCAACUCUUUGAGAACUGAAAUGGAGGAACUCAAGAACCUGUACGAAGAUGUGAAGGAAAGGGUGGAACGUGAAGAGAAACGUCAGAAGAAGCGUCUUCGUGUAGUUGAUGGCUGGCUCCGCGGAGUAGAAGCCAUGGAAAAAGAAGUGCAGGAAAUAUUGGCAAAAGGUGAUGAAGAAAUCCAGAAGAAAUGUCUCGGAACCUGUUGUCCUAAAAACUGUGGCGCUAGCUAUAAGCUUGGCAAGAUGGUACUUGAAAAGAUGGAUGCUGUGACGGUAAAGAAGAGGGAGGGCUCAAAUUUCAGUGUAGUUGCUGAACCUUUGCCUAUUCCUCCCGUGAUCGAGAGGCAGCUGGACAAGACUGUGGGCCAAGAUUUGUUGUUUGGGAAGGUCUGGAAAUGGCUCCAAGAUGAUGGAGAGAAGGUAAGCAGUAUCGGAUUAUAUGGAAUGGGGGGUGUGGGCAAAACCACCCUCUUGACCAGGACCAACAAUGAGCUCCACAAAACCAGGGUUGAAUUUGAUGCAGUGAUUUGGGUGACUGUGUCCAGACCAGCCAAUGUGGAAAAGGUUCAGCAAGUUCUUUUCAAUAAAUUGGAGAUUCCCAAAGAUAAAUGGGAAGGUAGGAGUGAGGAUGAAAGGGCAGAAGAAAUAUUCAAUGUCCUGAAGACAAAGAAAUUUGUGCUCUUGUUAGAUGACAUAUGGGAGCGGCUGGAUCUAUCCAAAGUUGGUAUUCCUCCUCUGAAUCAUCAAGAUAAGUUGAAGAUGGUAUUUACAACGCGAUCUAAACAAGUAUGCCAAAAGAUGGAAGCUACCAAGAGCAUUGAAGUGAAUUGCCUCCCAUGGGAGGAUGCUUUUGCUCUGUUUCAGACCAAGGUAGGAGCAGACACUAUAAGUUCUCAUCCAGAUAUACCAAAGCUGGCGGAGAUGGUUGCCAAAGAGUGUGACGGCUUACCACUUGCCCUCAUCACCACAGGGCGAGCAAUGGCGGGAGCAAAAACACCCGAGGAAUGGGAGAAAAAAAUACAAAUGUUGAAGAAUUAUCCAGCAAAGUUUCCAGGUACAGAGGAGGAUUUGUUUCGAGUAUUAGCAAUCAGUUAUGAUAGCCUGCCCGAUGAAGCCAUCAAAUCGUGUUUCCUAUAUUGCUCUUUAUUUCCGGAGGAUUAUGAAAUCUCUCAUCGAAAACUUAUACAACUUUGGAUCGGGGAGGGUUUUCUGGAUGAAUAUGACAACAUACAAGAAGCAAGAAAUCAAGGAGAAGAAGUUAUUAAAAGUUUACAGCUUGCAUGUUUAUUGGAAAAUGUCAUAUCUCCCGUAAAUGAAGAAGGUGAAAAAGACGAAUAUUUGAAGAUGCAUGAUGUUAUUCGUGAUAUGGCUUUGUGGUUGGCUGGCGAAAACGGGAAGAAGAAGAACAAAUUUGUGGUAAAAGAUGGAGUUGAAUCGAUUAGAGCUCAGGAAGUUGAAAAAUGGAAAAAGACACAAAGGAUAUCAUUGUGGGAUUCCAACAUUGAAGAACUCAGGGAACCACCAUAUUUCCCUAAUAUGGAGACCUUUUUGGCAUCAUGUAAGUUUAUUCGAUUCUUUCCAAAUAGAUUCUUUCCAAAUAGAUUCUUUACAAACAUGCCUAUCAUAAGAGUUUUGGACUUGUCAAACAAUUUUGAACUUAAGGAGUUACCUGAGGAGAUUGGAGACUUAGUUACCUUGCAAUAUCUUAAUUUGUCGAGGACAAGUAUUCAAUACUUACCUAUGGAGCUCAAGAACUUGAAAAAAUUAAGGUGCUUGAUAUUGAAAAAUAUGUAUUUUCUUAAGCCACUUCCAUCUCAAAUGGUAUCGAGUCUUUCCUCUUUGCAAUUGUUUAGUAGUUAUGACACUGCAAACUCAUACUAUAUGGGAGAUUAUGAAAGAAGGUUAUUAGAAGAGUUAGAGCAGUUGGAACACAUUGAUGAUAUAUCCAUCGACCUUACAAAUGUAUCAUCCAUCCAAACAUUAUUAAACUCCCACAAGUUGCAAAGAUCCAUAAGAUGGCUACAAUUAGCUUGUGAGCAUGUGAAACUGGUCCAACUAUCCCUUUAUAUAGAGACACUCCGUAUUAUAAAUUGUUUUGAAUUGCAAGAUGUGAAAAUCAAUUUUGAAAAGGAAGUGGUGGUCUACUCAAAAUUCCCAAGGCACCAAUGCUUGAACAACCUUUGUGAUGUCUACAUAUCUGGAUGUGGUGAACUGUUGAAUUUGACAUGGCUUAUUUUUGCUCCAAGCCUUCAAUUUCUAAGUGUUUCAGCAUGUGAAUCAAUGGAAAAAGUGAUAGAUGAUGAAAGGAGUGAAAUAUUAGAAAUUGCAGUAGAUCAUUUGGGCGUAUUCUCGAGACUCAGAUCUCUCGCUUUGUUUUGUUUACCAGAGCUAAGAAGUAUACAUGGACGUGCCCUAACUUUUCCAUCUUUAAGAUACAUCUGUGUGUUUCAAUGUCCAAGUUUGAGGAAGCUGCCAUUUGAUUCCAAUAUUGGAGUGAGCAAGAAAUUGGAGAAAAUCAAGGGAGAACAAGAAUGGUGGGAUGAAUUGGAGUGGGAGGAUCAAACCAUUAUGCACAAACUCACUCCAUAUUUUCAAUCCGAUUCGUCUCAUUACAAUUUCUCUCUGAUUUCUCACUGUACAUACUUCAUUAGAUUCGUUCGCACUUCGGAGUGGGAGGAUCAAACCAUUAUGCACAACUGCCAGGAAACAUAUUCGUUGCAAAUAACAACUAUGUCGACGAUAAAAAUUGCUCCCGACCUAGGGGUCUCCAACGGGCGGGCCGGGCCGGGCCAGGGAAAAAUCUUCGGCCCACGGGCUGGGCGGGGCGGGCUGGGGGCGGGCAGCGGGCCGGGCCAGCGGGCCGGGCUGGGGGCGGGCUGGCGGGCCAAGCCUUGGGCUUUUUUAAAUAAGCCAAAAUGGCUUUAGAAAUGAAUGGAGAGGGGGGGAUUCGAACCCCUCCCCUCAUGGUUCAAAGUAAAGGCUCUAACCAACUGAGCCACAUUACUUUUGUGUUAAAUGUUAGAGUUAGUUAUAUAUAUAUAACAUAAAGUAUAUUAUUUUUUUAAAAAAAAUUAAAGGCUCCAACGGUCAUGUGACCGUUGGAGCUCCAAUCCAUGCUCCUAGCUGCCAUGUGACCGUUGGGCAACGGUCACAUGGCCAAUUUUUUUUUUUUUUUUUUUUUUUUUUUUAAAAAAAAAACCUUCCUAUAAAUACAUCUUCUCCCUUUUCAUUUUUUCAUCAAAUUCUCUCUAUUUCUCUCUCUAUUUCUCUCACAUUCUACAAUAUUUCAAAUUCUUUUAUUUUUCCCUCAAAUUAUACAAUAUUGUUGGUGGUGCAAAACAAGCAUUGGUGGCUCCAAGAGUUCAAAUUUGCUAGGAAUUUCUGCAUCGGUUCUCUAAUUGAGUAACAUACUUCACCCCUACUACUUUAUUUUUUUGUUACAUUUUUUUUUAUAUUUAUUACUUUAUUAUUUUUGGCAUAAUAUUUUAUCAAUAAUUAUAAUAUGAUAACAAGUGCUUCUUCAUCUAGUCCAUGUGAUGAAAUAUCAUCAAACAAAAAAUUUACUUCAAAUAUAUGGAAUUUUUUUGAUAGAGUAGAAAUAAUUUUAGAAAAUAAUAAAAAAGAAAUAAAAGCAAAAUGUAAAAUUUGUAAUAAAUUUCUUACUGGUGGCUCAAAUGCAGGCACAAGUCAUUUAAAAAGACAUCACGAAAAUUGUAAAACUAAAAAUAAUGUAGAUAUUAGAAAUUAUAUGCAAUUAGGUAAAAAUGAAAGUGGAAAUUUAAAAACAUUUUCUUAUGAUGAAUCUAACUGUCGUGAAGAAAUGAUUGAUUAUAUAAUAAGAGCAGAACAACCUUUUAACAUGAUGGAAACUCAUGAUUUUGUAGGAACAAUUCAACGAGGUAUUAAUCCUCAAUUUAAAGGUUGGUCUGGAAAUAUAGUUAAAAGAGAUAUUAUGAAAAAAUUUUAUACAUAAAAAGAAAUUUUAAAAAUUUUUUUUGCAAAUUUUGAAGGAAAUAUUUGUUUAACAUCUGAUAUUUGGACAUCUUUAACUCACACUGGUUUUUUAUGUAUAACUGCUCAUUACAUUGAUAAUGAAUGGAAAUUAAAUAAAAGAAUAAUUUCAUUUAAAUUAAUAAAUGCUCCACAUAGUGGUAAAAAUAUAGCAACUUUAAUAAAUGAAGAAAUUAUAAAUUUAGGCCUUCGUGAUAAAAUAUUGACAGUAACAUUAGAUAAUGCUGCUAAUAAUGAUGCAACAAUAAAUAGACUAAAACUAUAUUGGCAAGUAAAAGAUGAUCAUGCUAAAAUAUUUCAUGUGCGUUGUUGUGCACAUAUUUUAAAUUUAAUUGUAAAGGAUGGAUUAAAAAAUGUUGAUGAUACAUUGGAAAAAAUUAGAGGCAUUGCAUAUAGUAUUAAUAGUUCUCAAGCAAAACAUGAAUUAUUUUUUUAUUGUUGCAAAAUGUUAAAUAUGAAAAGAAAAAAUAUAAAUUUGGAUAUGGCCAUUAGAUGGAAUUCCACAUAUAAACUUUUACAAAAUAUUACAAAAUAUAGAAAAGUAGUCGAAUUAUAUGAAAUACAAUUACUUAACAAUGAUUCUGAUGCAGAUAUUUAUACAUUAAGUGAUUAUGAUUGGCAUGUUGCGGAUCUUUUAAGAGAUCUUUUUGAAAUUUUUGAUACUUCAACAAACAUUUUUUGUGGUGUAUAUUAUCCAACUUCAAAUCGAGUUAUUAUGCAAAUAACUAAUAUUUUUAUUGUACUUCAAAAAUAUUUAAGUUUUGAAAUAUUUAAUGAUACAAUAUUUGCAAUGAUAGAAAAAUUUAGAAAAUAUUGGGGAGAAAUACCUUUAAUUUUUUAUAUUGCUUUAAUUGUGGACCCUAGAUUGAAAUUUGAAGCUUUGGAUGAAUGGUUAACAAUUAUUUAUUUUAAUGACCAAAUAAAAAUUGAAGAAAUUAAAAAUGAAAUAAAUUCAUUAUUAUAUAAUUUAUAUAACUAUUAUAAAGAAAAAUAUGGUAAUGAUAUUAAUACUAAUAAAUUACCACCUACAUCUACAAACUCCUCAUCUUUUUAUAAAGGAGCUCUAGAAAUGUUGAAAAGUCGAAAAAAGACAACAAAUAGUUCUCCAAAUAAUACAUCUGAUUUAGAUAAAUAUCUUAAUACUGAUAUAAUUCCAUUUGAAGAUCAAGAAGAUUUUGAUAUUUUAAUAUGGUGGAAAUCACAUCAACACAAAUAUCCUGUGCUUUCUAUAAUUGCUCGUGAUGUACUAACAGUUCCUGUGAGUACAGUUGCAUCAGAAGCUGCUUUUAGUGCAGGUGGAAGAGUUAUUAGUAAAAAACGAUGCAACUUAGCGCCAGACGUUAUUGAAGCAGGGAUAUGUGUAAAAGAUUGGGAAAUUGCAGAAAAAAGGAUGUACGAUUCCAUUCGAGAAACAGAGAUGCUUGCCGAUAUGGAAUCUUUAAAACUAUCAAGAUCUUCAUGGAUGCAUGAUAGUUCGCCAUCACCGCCAGAAAAUAAUGACUAAAUGUAUAUUAUAUUUUUAUUUUUAUUUUUUGUGGUUGAAAAAUACAAAUGAUUGACAAAUAAAUAGGUGCCAACCUAGUUGGGAUGUAUUUAUUUUGUAGUGAUGUAAAAUUUUCCCACAUUUUUAAAUGUAAUUAUACAUUCAAUGAAUAAAAUUUUGAAAUGAAUAUUUUUUUUAA
Molecule: messenger RNA, 6002 nt
Organism: Vitis vinifera (wine grape)
Lineage: Eukaryota; Viridiplantae; Streptophyta; Magnoliopsida; Vitales; Vitaceae
Product: disease resistance protein SUMM2-like
Exons: 3
Coding region: 214-3234 (1006 amino acids)
Molecular function (GO): ADP binding
Source: RefSeq, a predicted model, not a curated record